AUGCAGCAGGAAAACCCCGAAUUCGCCGGCCAAAUUGCUGACAAAGCCGUGUCGUCAUCGCAGGCGGCAGUCUAUCUGCUCGACCCAUUGAACGCUCCAGAACCCUCGCAGGAAACUGGCCUGGGCUCACAUCUCGGCAACACUUUCGACAAAAAGUCCCCCACUGCUACCACCACCUCGCUCAGGUCGCCGAGCCGCGUUUCUGCAUCCCGCAACUCAUUGGGCUCCAACAAUCCCUUCCGCGACGGUGCUUCUCAUGCAGACGACGAAUCGAUUCUAGAUCAAGUCAUCCCAGAGGAAGGUGCGCGCCACCACCGACGCACGAGCUCCCUGAGCGCGCGCUACCCGGGCGACGACAGCCACAAACCCCUCGACAUCAUCCGCCGCGACAGCCAACGUGCCCAUCGCGCCCCUCACCUCAAGAAGCGCCACAUCCCGGGAGCCGACAUCAUCGAUCGUCUGGAUCCUGCCAUCGGAGGCAGGGCAUACCACCAUGAAGGCCCCUACGACGCCGCACUGCUGGCGAGGAACACCAGUUUCGAGAGCUCGCCCGUGGCUGCUCUGGAGACGACCAACGCGGAAGCACUCAAGGCGACGCCUGCAGAGAACAUCAAAGACGCGGUGGAGAGACACAUGCCGCUGGACGGGGUAGCGAUCGUCCCACCCGGCGUACCAGACCGUUUCGGACGGACCUACGAAUAUGAGGAGGGCGCCGACCUCCUCCGGGAGAACGGCGGCGACGGACCGGGAUACAAACGUUGGGCAGAUAAGGACUACCACCCGGAAGAUCUCAAAGGCCGCUCCGAACCCACCUUCAGCCUGGACCGCGCCCUGAAGACCCACCGGCUCACCGACUCUGGCAUCGAACUGCAAGACCACGCCCAAAUCUCGCGGGACUACAACCGCGCCUCGCGCGCCGGCACCCUCGACGCCCGCGACCCGGUCGAAAUCGCUGGGGGGGAAGCCGCGUAUGCUGCGCUCCACAGCUCCGGCUCCCCGCCGCGCAGUCCCAACUCGAAUUCGGACGCCGUGCGGCGCACGGGGAGUCUGCGUGCGGCCGGCGAGAGCCUCAAGAGGAGGAUCGGCAGUCUGAGGAGGAGGAAGGAGCAUGAGGCGUGA
Dissoconium aciculare CBS 342.82 is the source of this 1119-nucleotide messenger RNA. RefSeq lists its product as uncharacterized. The transcript has 3 exons. Lineage: Eukaryota; Fungi; Ascomycota; Dothideomycetes; Mycosphaerellales; Dissoconiaceae. The coding region runs from base 1 to 1119 and encodes 372 amino acids. The record is from RefSeq and is a predicted model, not a curated record. Gene Ontology annotation, cellular component: cytoplasm.